Messenger RNA from Exophiala aquamarina CBS 119918, 1449 nucleotides. RefSeq lists its product as uncharacterized. The coding region runs from base 1 to 1449 and encodes 482 amino acids. NCBI's taxonomy places the organism in Eukaryota, Fungi, Ascomycota, Eurotiomycetes, Chaetothyriales, Herpotrichiellaceae. The record is from RefSeq and is a predicted model, not a curated record. Gene Ontology annotation, molecular function: catalytic activity. The transcript has a single exon.
AUGGAGGACAGAGGCCAAUUCGACUCCACCGCAAGCCUGCGCCACCUCUGGCGGGGGCUUAACCUCCCCGUACCCGCGCUCGCCUCCGCACAACUACCAAAUGCAAAUGCUCGUCUGCCAUCAUCAUUCAAGAUCGGGAUUCUAGCACAGUCGUCAAUCGCGCUGACCGCACUACUGGCAGCUUUGAUUCACUCGGUGCGAACCCGAUCCCCGAUUCCUCGGAUCACCGUCUCAGGAGCACAUGCUGUGGUGGAGUUUAAAUCCGAGCGACUGUACACGAUCAACGGCGAGGCUAGUCCCUCCUCCUGGGGCCCUAUAGGCGGCCUGCAUAAGACCGUAGAUGGAUAUGUUCGAGUUCAUGACGGCUUUCCGGUUCACCGAGACGGCACGAAAGCACUGCUCGGAUGUGGCUUCGCGGCGAGUAAAUCCGAGGUAGCGGCGAAGAUAGCUGGGUGGAAGUCCGUUGAGCUCGAAACAGCCGCGUUCGACGCAGGGAUCGUGAUCUCAGCGCUGAGAAGCUUCGACCAGUGGGACAUUCUUCCGCAGGCGAAAGCUGUGCGCGACUUCCCUAUUCAAAUCCAGAAGGUUGCUGAGGGGCCUGCUGGGCUGCACAGGCAUUUUUCCGGGAGUGCAGCUGAUAAAUGCUUACGUGGACUCAGGGUGGUGGAGAUGAGCCGCGUUAUUGCCACGCCUGUCGCUGGAAAGACUUUGGCUGCACACGGUGCGGAUGUGCUCUGGGUCAGCAGCCCGACGCUACCGGACCAACCGGGACUUGACCGGGAUUUUGGCCGUGGGAAAAGGACAAUACGGUUGAACAUCGACGCUGAAGAGGACAAAGAAAAGCUAUUCGAGCUAGUAGACACGGCCGAUGUAUUCCUCCAAGGAUUCAGGCCAGGGAGCCUCGCAUCUCGCGGCCUAUCAGCCAAGGAAUUAGCGACAAGAUGCCCUCAAGGCAUCAUUUGCGCGAACAUGUCCGCGUACGGGCCGGAGGGGCCAUGGCGACAGAACCGAGGAUUCGAUUCCCUGGUCCAGACGUGUUCUGGGAUGAACGUCUCCGAGGCCGAGCAUUAUGGCAAAGGUGAGCCCGCAAGGCCGACGCCGUGCCAGGCUCUGGACCAUGCUGGUGGGUAUUUCCUAGCGGCUGGAAUUAUGACGGCGCUCUAUCGGCAAGCCACAGAAGGUGGGUCUUAUGAAGUUAACGUUAGUCUCGCUGGGGUGAUGAAGUAUCUGAGGGGCCUCGGGCAGUACCUGGGCGACACUGAGUUCCAAUUCAAAGACUUCAAUGCUCCGCAGGAUAUACCGAAGGAGUUCCUAGAAGAGCGGGAGUCGGCAUUUGGGCUUAUGAAAUCAGUGAGCCAUUCUGCUGCUAUCGAGGGGGUUACAGUUGGCUGGGAGAUAAUGCCCAAGCCCCUGGGUGCUGACAAGGCUGAAUGGCUUUAUCGGUCAUAG